AACACAGAUUUAUGACGGAUUGUUAUCUUAUCAUAAUCUUAUCAUUAUACGGAGAACUCUUGUCGAUAAUUCUUUCAUUGAAUUGAAUCUUGGUGAUGAUGAAGGACACAACACAAAUUUUGACUAAAUUACGAGAGCUAAUGCAACUGGUUCGUGUCCGAGACAUCAGUUGCAUUUCGGCUUAUAUUGUUCCUUCCGAUGACGCUCAUCAGAGUGAAUAUCAAUGUCAGCAUGACGAAAGACGCGCAUUUCUAACCGGGUUUAAUGGAUCUGCUGGAACAGCAGUGGUCACAAGCAACAGCGCACUAUUAUGGACAGAUGGUCGCUAUUAUCAACAAGCUGAAAAGCAACUCGACUCAAAUUGGGUACUUAUGAAGGAUGGUCUGACAACGACUCCUUCUGUAGGUGCAUGGUUGGCCCAAAAUCUUCCAAGAGGCAGUGCUGUUGGCGUGGAUCCCCGUUUAUUUUCUUUCCGGCUGUGGAAGCCUAUAGAAAACGAAUUGAGUUCAUCUGAUUGUCAUUUAGUCCCAAUUGAAAAAAAUUUAAUUGAUGAAAUCUGGGGUGAGGAUCAGCCACCACAAACCUUAAAUUCUAUAAAACCCUUAAAAUUGGAAUAUGCUGGUGUCACAAUCGCCAAAAAAUGGGAGCUCGUUCGUAAACAAAUGCAGGAAAAAAAAGCGGAUGCCUUAAUUGUUAGUGCUCUUGAUGAAAUUGCUUGGUUCUUAAACAUGCGGGGCUCGGAUAUAGACUUUAAUCCAGUAUUCUUUGCAUAUAUGAUUAUAACAAAGAAUGAGCUGUUAGCUUUCGUUGAUUCUGAAAAAUUGCCAACUGAUUUUUCUAACCAUCAGUCAGAAAACGAAGUACAAAUCAAAGUUCUUCCCUAUUCUUCGAUUGGCCUGGAAAUAAGUCGCAUUGUGUCGACUAAAGAUACAAAAAUUUGGAUUUCUCCUACAAGCAGCUACUAUUUAACAGCAAUUAUUCCGAAAUCGCAACGCCUUCAGGAGGUCACCCCAAUUUGUUUAUUAAAAUCAAUUAAAAAUGAUGUGGAGAUUAAAGGAUUUGUGAAUAGUCACGUUCGGGAUGGAAUGGCAUUAUGCCAAUAUUUUGCUUGGCUUGAAAACCAAUUAAGUUUGGGUGAAAAAAUUGAUGAAAUAUCUGGAGCAGAUAAGCUGGAGUCUCUUCGCCGAACGAAAGAUAACUAUGUUGGCUUGAGCUUUCCGACAAUUAGUUCAUCUGGCCCCAACGGUUCUAUUAUUCAUUAUAAUCCCACGAAUGAUACAAAGAGAGAUAUAACCGUUAAUGAAAUAUACCUAUGUGAUUCAGGCGCUCAAUUUUUGGAUGGUACAACGGAUGUGACAAGAACUUUUCAUUUUGGCAAUCCCACUGAGUUCCAAAAAGAAGUAUAUACCCGAGUCCUCAAAGGCCAAUUAACGUUUGGGUCGACAAUUUUUCCAGCAAAAGUUAAGGGGCAAGUUCUUGAUACACUUGCCAGGAAGGCUCUUUGGGACGUUGGCUUAGAUUAUAGUCAUGGCACUGGUCACGGCGUAGGACACUACUUAAAUGUUCAUGAAGGCCCGAUAGGCGUAGGUAUACGUCAUAUGCCCGAUGAUCCCGGUCUUCAAGAAAAUAUGUUUAUUUCGAAUGAGCCUGGCUUUUAUCAGGAUGGGGAAUUUGGAAUACGCAUUGAAGACAUUGUGCAAAUUGUGCCAGCACAAUCAACCCAUAAUUUUUCCAACCGUGGGGCCUUAACUUUUAAAACCAUUACUAUGUGCCCGAAACAAACAAAAAUGAUUGCAAAAGAACUCUUAACUGACGUUGAGAUCCAGUUGCUUAAUAGCUAUCAUCAACAAGUUUGGGAUACCCUUUCGCCGAUAUUGUCUCAGGAAGGCGAUUCUUUUACGUUAUCGUGGCUAAAAAAAGAAACACAGCCAAUUUAAUUUUAAAGAAUACACAUAUUAUAU
Drosophila guanche is the source of this 1961-nucleotide messenger RNA. RefSeq names its product xaa-Pro aminopeptidase ApepP (gene ApepP). Gene Ontology annotation, molecular function: metalloaminopeptidase activity. The transcript is spliced from 10 exons. The record is from RefSeq and is a predicted model, not a curated record. The coding region runs from base 96 to 1937 and encodes 613 amino acids. Lineage: Eukaryota; Metazoa; Arthropoda; Insecta; Diptera; Drosophilidae.